Molecule: messenger RNA, 444 nt
Organism: Penicillium verrucosum
Lineage: Eukaryota; Fungi; Ascomycota; Eurotiomycetes; Eurotiales; Aspergillaceae
Exons: 1
Coding region: 1-444 (147 amino acids)
Source: RefSeq, a predicted model, not a curated record
AUGCAGCUCACUCAGCUCAUCCUCACUACCGGUCUUCUGGCCUCCUCAGCCUUCGCUGCUCCCGCAGACACUUCUUCUAAGUCCAUGAUGGCCGACAGCCCUCAGUGGACCCUCCAGGACACCAAGCGUGUCUGCAACACCAAAGACACCUCCUGCACCUGGACUUUCGGCAUCUACCCCGGCGGCGGCGAUGCCACUCCUUGCACCUACGUCGUGGAGGGCAGCCCUGCCUCCCGCGCCAACGGUGGCCCCGUCACCUGCGGCGGAUUCACCGUCACUUCCGGCUGGAGUGGCCAGUUCGGCGAGGAGAGCGGCUUCACUACGCUCUCUGUUGUCGACAACGCGUCAAGGCAGAUCGUCUGGCCUGCCUAUACCGAUAAGCAGCUUGCCGGUGGCAAGGUUGUCAAGCCUGACCAGAGCUACGCCCCUGCUGCUCUCCCUUGA